GGAAACCACACGAAACCAAUAAUGUAGUGAUGUCACGGAAGGCCCCCUUUCACACGGGUGUUCAAAGACCUGAAGUCAGAGAGGAAGUGGUGCAGAAGGCAGGCAGCAGGCAUUGUCAAGGGCUACAACCAUGGCGACAACUACCCUCCAGCUUACCAUCCUGAUAUUAUUCACAAACUCUUGUCGGGCCGCGUGGGAGAGCGUGACCUUGAUGAAGGGCAGCACGUUGACCCUGAGCUGUCCCCUGGACAACGCCAGUGCGGAGUGGCGGAACCCCCAUGGCAUCAUGUUCACUCACGACAAAGGUUUAGGUAUAAAGGACAGGCGCUUCAGAAUAGAAAAGCUGUCCAGCAAAUGGUUCAAUAUCAGCGUGUCUGACGUCACCUUUAAAGAUGGCGGCGACUACAGAUGCACUCAGUACGGCAGUGUGGUCACGAAGAAGGUUUUUAGAGUGACAGUGCUCGGUCCAGUGCAGCUUUUUAAGAUCACAAGGGGAAUCGUUAAAUGCAGCGCAGGGGCAAGCAAUCUUCCUCCGAAUAUCUUCUGGCAAAUAGGUGAUGGGAUCCAAUUUCAUGCAAAGCCACACUACACAUAUGAAAACCAUUCAGGGAAACACAACUCUGAGGACUUGUUGAGGUUCGAGGCUCUCAAGACAGACAAACUGUGUUGCAUUGUGCCGCAACCACAUCUAAACACUGAACCUCUGAUGAACUGUGUCAAAGUCAGGGCAACUUCCAAAAGAAACCCUCCAAAAACCACGACCUGGUCACCUACAGAACCUCAAGGAUCAACAGACUUGCAGAGUAUGACAACUUGGCCUGAAAAGGACCAGAGCACCGAAGUCACAAUGAAAGCCAUCAACCAGAUCAAGGCUUCACCUGAGGCCACAACUCUUGAGGCCACUGCUAGCAAAACUGUGUCUAUGAGGGAUUUUCCUUCUGCUGUAGACCAAUCCCAAGGGGCGACAGACUCCUGGAGAGGAACAAUUCCAGAGACAGUGGUGUCAACUGGAUGGACUCCCAGCACUAGUGUUGCACAUGUACCAGUCACUGAGUCACCAGAUAAGAACAUAACUGUAUACACAUCCCAUAAUAGUACGGAGGGCAACAGAACCAAAAUAGGUGUGCUUACAUAGAAUUGUCAUAAAUACAACGCAUAACAUUUCCAACCAAGCCUUCAAACAUGCACUAGCAGGCUGACAACACCAAUGAUAAAAUGUUCUUGCCCAAAUUCAGCAAAAAUGUGUUUUGACAUGUUGCCAGGUAACUUGGAAGAGAUGGAAAAACGAAGUGGAGAAAAAGCGAAUGGCACAUUGCUCAUAUUCCUUGUCACAUGCCUGAUAGUCGCUCUUUCCGUGGUUGUUCUCUUUCUGGCCAUCAAGCUCAGGAGAGCUCACAUUCACUGGAAGCGAGAAAAUGAAGACUCGGAUCCGUCAAUUGAGAGCAACAAAUCCAAAUCAAGUGACGAGGAGAGAUGGUGGAUGGGUCAAAAGUGCAGAGGGAUUUUCAAUAUUGCCUUCACAAAGUAUGUAACUGAGGAGCCCACAGGAGUUUCCAUUGUAACAACCCCAGAUGCAAUGCCAACCAAAGUGAACCUCCCACCAGUGGAGGCUUCUCCAAGUCAUUUUAGCCCACAUUAUGAUGCUCCGGCCCCUGUUAGGGAGACAGAGCUAUAGUUGAUCACUUCAUUGCUUCCUUUUUAAAUACUUUUUUUAAUGUUAAUGUUUUUAUGAUUGUUUGAUGAUGUUUUUUUAUUCAAAUUUGCAUUAGAGUACAAUUCCGGUGUAAAAUGAAUUUGGGAUAUGUUUUGUAUGAUAACGAGUUCAAACGUUCGUUUUGGAGCACAAAAAACGCAUAAAGUGACGCUUUCUUCAGUUGGCUGUUUUUAGCCGAUUCUAUCAAAACGCUAUAAACUUGGAACGAUGAGGCCACUGGUUAUCGUAAAAACUAAAUUGCUAUUUUUCACCACUUAAAAGUCUAAAAGUAGCCCAACACUUCUUUGGUAGUAUAAUAAGGGUCUUAACGUAUAAAACGGGGCAUUGAGAACUUUGUAAGUGUAAAGAUUGUUUAUUAAAAAGGAAAUUUUAUAGUUUCUGGUUACUUUUAGCCUUUUAAGUGGUUUAAAAUAGCGAUUUCGUUUUUACCAUAACCAGUGCCCCCAUCGUUCCAAGUUUAUAGCGUUUUGAUAGAAUCGGCUAAAAACAGCCAACUGAAGAAAGCGUCUAUAUACUCCAAAACGAACGUUUAAACUCGUUAUCAUACAAAACAUAUCCCAAAUCCAUUUGACACCGGAAUUACCCUUUAAUAAACGGUCAGAUUUGUACAUUAUAUAUUUUUGUUCAAUGCUCACAUGUAAAUAAAUAUUUGUUAAUGUUUUA
Molecule: messenger RNA, 2377 nt
Organism: Gadus macrocephalus (Pacific cod)
Lineage: Eukaryota; Metazoa; Chordata; Actinopteri; Gadiformes; Gadidae
Product: cytotoxic and regulatory T-cell molecule
Exons: 10
Coding region: 131-1135 (334 amino acids)
Biological process (GO): detection of tumor cell; cell recognition; positive regulation of natural killer cell mediated cytotoxicity directed against tumor cell target
Cellular component (GO): plasma membrane
Molecular function (GO): signaling receptor binding
Source: RefSeq, a predicted model, not a curated record